UCCUUAUUUCUCUAUCAUCUCUGCAACUCUCGUGAUUCUCAUUUAUUUCCUUUCCCCAUCUGUUCAUCGUUCCCUGUUCCCACCAUUAUCAAUGUCAACCCAACCUCGGUCCCUCCAGCCACCAAACCUUCUUCCUUUUUAAAUCUCCUCUCCUAUCUCAAACCUCAAAACCCAUGAUUUGAAAUCAAUGGAAGGCCAUGGACGACACUCGCGGAGGAGAAAGGGAGAUGGUUGCAUAGUCGUCCAGUGUUACACGCCUAGGAGGGUCGUGUCUCGGUUGCUUUCUGGCCUCCGAAGUUCCAAAGGAAAGAGAGUGGUACAAGAUGAAGAAGAUAAUAUUGGAGGGCACCAUUUGGCUUCCUUGAGGUGUUCAACUAAACGCAUCAACGAUAGUAAGCCGUUGGAUGAGAAGCCAGAGACUCCUAGAUUUGAAUCACAAAGCAGAGAAACACCUUUGGAAAUGGGGAUAGGCUCUUUCUUGCUGUAUCUUGUUGUUGCAAGUAAAACUGAGCUAGACAAAAUGACAAACCUGAGAACGCAAAUGGAGACGCUUCUUCUAAACGCCAAAGAAGAAUUGCACAAGAAUGAUGCAUAUCCAAAAGAGACAAGGGGUAACCAGUUUUCUCCUCAAGUCAUUUCGGAUCUGGCUUCAUCCAUUUUCGCAGGGUCAUCAACAAGUGGUCUUCAAGAGGAGAACUCUGAACAUGAGGUCUCAAAACCAGAGGAUAGACAUACAAAGGAUCAGAUACAAAGGCAACACAAACUUAAAGACAACGAGAACCAUGUACCAGAGAUGGUGACAGAUGAAAGAUAUGGAGUCUGUCCGUAUGAACUUGAGAAGAAGCUGCAUGAACUACUAGAGGCAAGGCAACAAGAUGAGUUACUAAAGCUAGAGACUGCUCUGAGUCGUGUUGAGCGCAGACUACAGGAGAAAGAAACCGAGGUUUCAUGGUGGAAAGACGCAGCCCGUCUGCUUGCUCAGCGUGUUCCUGAAUCUUCUCGAGCUGGACUAGAAUGGUGCAACUCGGAAUCUUCUUCCAUAACAUGUUCGGAAGACUCUGGUCCAGUUUCACCUAGAUGAUUUUCUAUAAGAGAAAAUGUCUAGCUUUGCUGUUACAGCUUUAGUGUUUGUGUGAAGUUUGCUUACUGUCUCUGUUCCGUACAUGUCAUACAUACCACUUAAAAUCACUAUCCGAGGUAGUAUAAUUGCAAUGUAUCUCUAUCCAAUCAAAGCUCCUUUAUAAAUUCUACACUGCAUUUUAAAAAUUA
Messenger RNA from Brassica rapa (field mustard), 1269 nucleotides. RefSeq names its product protein POLAR LOCALIZATION DURING ASYMMETRIC DIVISION AND REDISTRIBUTION. Lineage: Eukaryota; Viridiplantae; Streptophyta; Magnoliopsida; Brassicales; Brassicaceae. Gene Ontology annotation, biological process: asymmetric cell division. The record is from RefSeq and is a predicted model, not a curated record.